This is a messenger RNA of Pseudogymnoascus destructans, 493 nucleotides long. It is a transcript of the gene SEM1, whose product is annotated as 26S proteasome complex subunit. The transcript has 3 exons. The record is from RefSeq and is a predicted model, not a curated record. Bases 68 to 334 code for a protein of 88 amino acids. Gene Ontology annotation, biological process: proteasome assembly; double-strand break repair via homologous recombination; mRNA export from nucleus. Gene Ontology annotation, cellular component: proteasome complex; proteasome regulatory particle, lid subcomplex. Lineage: Eukaryota; Fungi; Ascomycota; Leotiomycetes; Thelebolales; Thelebolaceae.
ACUCUUCGCAAUCUACAACACAACCGUAUUUCUUGACAGCCACAACGAACACAUAAAGCCAAGCACGAUGUCCACAGCUCCAGCUUCUGGCAAGGUGCCAGCAAACAACAAGGCAGAGGCCGCGACACCUGCCAAAGACUCGAAGCCGACUGUUACCUUGGAGGAGGAUGACGAGUUUGAGGACUUCCCUGUAGAUGAUUGGACACAAGAAGAGACCGAAGUACCAGAUAACAACACACAUCUUUGGGAGGAGAGCUGGGACGAUGAUGAUACCAGCGAGGACUUCUCUGCACAGUUGAAGGAGGAACUAAAGAAGGCGAGCAAAAAGAGGUGAACUGGGAGUUUGGAAGCUAAAGGGAGACACAUUAUAUUCGGAGUCAGGAAGGCCAACCACCAAUGCAAUGCAUAGCAUAGAAGGCAGCUGUUUGCGCAAAUAAUACGAACGCCUCACACAAGCUAUCGAACCAUGAGAUCAUUUGUGACUUCGAAACAC